AAAAAAGUACUAAAAAAUGUUAAAAACGUAAUGGUGGCUGCUUGCGGCCCAUUCCAUUGCUGACAACAUUAUUUAUGAAAUCGUGUGAAAACCUUCAAAAACUAAAAUUUUGCCCGAAGAUUGUUGGAUUAAACGAUCAGCAUGAAUCAAUGUUGCUUUAUUUGCAAUGCUAAAGCAUCGGUGGCCCUCAAAAAUGCUAUCACCCUGUUUGGAAAUGAUAGCACUUUACCUUCGGGGAAGAAAAUUACAGAUAUCCUAAGUGAGAUAGUUGAGAAGCCCGUCCAAAAUAAGAAAGUUCAUACUGAUGUUUUAUGUAAGAAGUGCUGGAAAACUUGCUGCGAUUAUGAUACCACUCGAAUCAGAUUAGAAACAAUGAAAUCAGAAUUACUGGAACAAUUCAAAUCAUCGAUAACAGCUUACAAAUUGGAUUAUGAAAAUUAUGAAAAAAAUGAAUAUGGGACACCGCAGAAACCGAAAUCGGUUAUCGGAAAGACAUUAGUGUUGCCAGCAUCAAAAUUACAACCGAUACCACCGGAUUUGUUGCUUAAAGUUGGGAAAUUGGCGGCGUUUUCUAAACCUAAUAUUGUAUUACCACAGAUAAAGCCCACCACAGCAUCAACAUUAAACUUAAAAGUAACAGUCGGAUCAUCAGUUUUGACACAAACGAUCAAAACAACAACUGCCAAAACUAUAGAAACACAACAAAUGGAUACAAAUUCAAUAUUAAAUUCAUUAUCAAAUGCUUUGAAAGAUGACAUAGAUAGCCUAACAAGUGGUGAUGAGAAAGCCAUAAUGAGUUUUGAUGUGAACUCCUUGCCUAAAGACUUUUUAUCCGGACCCGCUUUGAGAAGGAUGAAUGAAAAAGAUAAUGGAAAAACUGAUAAAGUAUCCGAUGAUCAUACCAUGGAAAUUGAUGAGGAUUGUUUUUCAGUGGUUCCUGUAUCUUCAGCAGGUAGUGGACUUCUCUUACAAGUGGAGAGCUUACAACCCCCUCCAAGGCCUGAAGGGACCCAUUAUCUGGACAUAGAACCCCUAGAGGGGGGUAACCCAGACCCCCAUAAAUUUAUAUUUGGCAAGCUACAGAUGCUGAAUGAACAAGAAGAAGAAGAUGAUGAUGAUGAUGAUGACACAAUAGUAGUGGACAGCGAGAAUGGUUCGAUACUGCGAAUGGUGACUGGCCAGAAGUUUAUAUACGAGGGCGGCGAGAUAUCACUCGUCGUGCCCGACGACGACCAGGGGGACGCCGGGGAUACGCACGACCAAGCCGAUAGCCAAGAUUCCAACGAUGAGUCUCAGAUAGAGCUGCAAGUGUCGGGUGACGAGGAAACUGCGAACGCCAUCAUAGCCGCCGCGCAAGAAAAAGGUGGAGCAUUCAUAAAGGUGGAGUCGGGCGAGAUGUUCCGCGUGAAGUCAGUGAGUAGCUCGGCGCGGCCCGCCACUCCGCUGCAAAUAGUCGCUCCGCAUGAUGACAAGUUCAAGUGUCUACUCUGUGAGAAAAAUGGUUCAGAAAAAGAAAUGAUAAGUGAAGCAGACGCAAUGAUGCGGCAUUUGAAGACAGUUCACGACGCGCGCCUGUAUCUGUGCCGGUUCUGCGGGGUUGUUAUGAGGAAACGCACCGAAUAUGCCUCGCAUAUAGGUAAUAUUUAUUAG
Molecule: messenger RNA, 1650 nt
Organism: Spodoptera littoralis (African cotton leafworm)
Lineage: Eukaryota; Metazoa; Arthropoda; Insecta; Lepidoptera; Noctuidae
Source: the annotation of a GenBank genome assembly